CCCACAAAGACAUGGACCAGAGCAAAGCUGUCCUCAUGGAGAGGCCACCCGUCUAUUCGGAGUUGCCAAUUCCCAGCAUCCCAUGUCUCGGUGGUGUUAAGAAGCUUGUCUGCGUGGUCCUUGUGGUGGUGGUCCUUGUGCUUGUCCUUGUUGGAGUCCUACUGAUGGGGCUGCACAUGAGUCAAAAACACACAGAAACGAUUUUCCAGAUGUCUCUGCAAGACGGAAGCAGCACUGGGGCCCAUGGGACAGGAGUUGCAACCUUUCACCUGGAUACAGGAAUCAAUUCCUCAGCCUCUGUUGUGUAUGAUUACAGCAAGCUUUUGAUUGGCACCCGCCCCCGCCCUGGACAUGCAUGCUACAUAACUCGUAUGGAUCCAGAACAGGUUCAAAGCCUUGAAACCAUUGCUGAAAGUGUGCUCAGCAAGAUCACCUCUGAUGCUUCAAGACAGGAUGACUCCAUGAAGCCUGUGACCGACCGCUCUCUGUUGGGCACAACCAUCAAAGUCCUGUGCGGAAGCCUGCCUGUGUAUUGGGCUUAAUGUCACACAGCUACACACUUUCAUCCUUCUGUCUUUCCACCCUACAUAACAGUGUGAAGAGGCUGUACACUCUAGAAACAAUGUAACCCUGCUAACACCUCACACCAAUGGAUGAACAAAUGGACCUUCCCUUCAUUAAAUAAGUCAUAUUUAGAGUGCAUCUUGUAACAUACAAGUUAUGAUACCCUCCCCAGUCAGUAUGUAUCUCAUAAAGCUCUGCACUGAAUGGAGUAGGGGAUGUCAUCUAUAUCCUUCUCUAUCUUAUUGUCUUCUCCAGAACUCAUCCUAAAUGUUAGAUGUGGCUUCCUCACCCCUAUUGUAGCAUGAGCUCUCACCAAACAGCAGCUCCUCCUAUUCAUGUACAUUAAUUCUGAUACUUAUUGGGAUCCAUCCUACAUUGUUUCCCUCUUUAUCAAAGCAGGUCUACAGACAUUCCCAGGUGUAAACCCACCACUCAGAACACUGACUUUCCUCCCCUUACCAACCCCUUUCUAUCCUCUAUCCCCCAUCGUUGUUUGUUGUCCCACAUUCAAACACUGUGUUUUGUGUUGGUUUUCCAAGAAUAUUGUCAAUUGCCUCUUAAUGCCCUUGGUAUAAUAUUGAAAUAGGGAAUAAGAUAAGUGUGCUUUUUCUUUACAUCUGUCAUUUCUAAUGGUAUUUUACUGGAAAAUGUUUUUUCAGAAAUUAAAAGUAUCAGCAUUUACUAAGA
Messenger RNA from Xenopus tropicalis (tropical clawed frog), 1251 nucleotides. RefSeq names its product surfactant, pulmonary-associated protein C (gene sftpc). Gene Ontology annotation, biological process: respiratory gaseous exchange by respiratory system. The coding region runs from base 12 to 542 and encodes 176 amino acids. The transcript is spliced from 5 exons. NCBI's taxonomy places the organism in Eukaryota, Metazoa, Chordata, Amphibia, Anura, Pipidae. The record is from RefSeq and is marked validated. Gene Ontology annotation, cellular component: extracellular region.